AUGCAGUCGCUGGUCCUCCUUGUUGUCUUGAUGGGCGCGGUCGUCGCCAUCGCGUGGCUCGUCCUGAACCCUCACCCUCCCACGUUCCGGCUCGACUCCCUCUCCCUCUCCGGCCUCCCCAACGCCUCCGACAUCUCGUCCCCUCCUCUGAAACUCCACAUCAGAAUCCUGCUCACCGCGUCCAACCCCAACAAGAAACUCGCCCUGGCCAUCCAGGACGUCGACCUCUUUGUCGCGCUAUUUCAACACGGUCACAGGCUCCCUCUCUCGAGCCACAACGACACAUUACCAUCAGAAAAUUACAUCAGCAAGAGGGGCCACCGAGCCCUCACGGUCGUGGCGGAAGCAGGCCUGCCGCCUGGCCGCGGAAGGAGAAUGAAGAGGCUAUAUCAGUUCACUCAAGGGUCGGCGGUGAUGUUGGUGAGGAUGAAGGUUACGGUCAAGUUCAUGCACGGGUAUUGGCCGAGCAAGCAAGCAACGGUGAAGGUUGGAUGCGGGCAUUUGACCAUCGGGAUUUCGCCGUCGACACAAACGGGGGAGUUAAAAGAAGGAGGGAAGGAUUGCAGGGCUGGCUUCGCUUAA
This is a messenger RNA of Rhodamnia argentea, 582 nucleotides long. RefSeq lists its product as uncharacterized. The record is from RefSeq and is a predicted model, not a curated record. Lineage: Eukaryota; Viridiplantae; Streptophyta; Magnoliopsida; Myrtales; Myrtaceae. Gene Ontology annotation, cellular component: plasma membrane. The transcript has a single exon. The coding region runs from base 1 to 582 and encodes 193 amino acids.